GAGAGAGAGAGAGAGAGAAAGGUGGGAACUUUAGAGCAAUGGAGGGGUCAUGUCAGCAGUGCACAAGGCCCACUAUGAGCACUGGACUGGUUGGGUCUCUAGUCUAAAAGAUGAAACAAGAGUGAGUGUUUUCAUGAUCUCUUUCUCUUUUGAUUCUUGAUCUCUGAAUCAACGCUUUGAGCUUUUUGACAAGAGGUUGUUAUUGGGAGAAAGAUCAGAAAUUUUCAAUCAAUGAUUUAUUUCUCUUUUAUUCUUUGAGCUUUGACAAGAGGUUGUUCUUGAGAAAAGUGGAUCUUUGAGGAGAAAGAGGAGAUCAAUGGCUUCUUCUUCUUUACUUUGUUGCUGGUUUUUUAUCUUUCUUAGCUUGGUGCUUCAAUGGCAGCAUGCCAUUGCUGAGCUUCAAGACCAGGCAGUCAUGGUGGCUCUCCGGAAAGAGCUCUCAAUCAAGGAAUGGGAGCUCGGUGAGCUCAGCUGCUGCGAUUGGCCGGGCGUCACCUGCGCCGGAGAGAACCGGACGGUGACGGUGCUUGACCUCUCUCGCCGGAAUCUCAGAGGUAACAUCUCUCUCAUAUCUCAGCUGAAAUCACUGCAAAGAUUGGAUCUUUCCGGCAAUGCAUUUCAUGGUUCAAUCCCUGAUUCUUUUGGUGAUUUGCUUGAGCUUGAGUUCCUUGAUCUCUCAAUGAACAUGCUUGAGAAUCAGAUUCCUGCUUCUCUUGGUUCCAUGAGAAAACUCACUGCUUUGAAUCUCUCAAACAAUGUGCUUGUUGGUGAAAUCCCUGAUGAUUUGAAGAAACUCAGAAAGUUGGAAGAGUUCCAGAUUUCUGCUAAUAAUCUGAGUGGAUCCAUUCCAGAUUGGAUUGGAUUGUUAACUAAAUUGAGAGUUUUUUCUGCUUAUGAGAAUGAUCUCAGUGGUGUAAUUCCUAGAAAUUUGGGACUUGUUUCUCAGCUUGAGAUGUUGAAUCUUCAUUCAAACCAGCUCCAAGGAGUGAUACCAGAGAGCAUCUUUCAAUCUGGGAAACUGGAGGUUUUGAUUCUCACUGUCAAUAAAUUGAAUGGAAGUUUACCCGAUUCUGUUGGUAAAUGUAGAGGGCUUUCAAAUCUAAGAAUUGGGAACAAUAGACUUGUUGGUGGUAUUCCUAAAUCGAUCGGUAAUAUUAGUAGUCUUACUUACUUUGAGGCAGAUAAUAAUCAUCUAUCUGGCGAGAUUGUUCCUGAGUUCGCGCAAUGUGCGAACCUCACACUGCUUAAUUUAGCGUAUAAUGGUUUCACUGGAAUGGUUCCUUUGCAGUUUGGUGAGCUCAAGAAUCUGCAAGAGUUUAUAGUUUCAGGUAAUAGUCUAACUGGUGAGGUUCCAAGAUCAUUGCUGAAGUGUAGAAAUUUGAGCAAGCUUGAUCUUAGCAACAACCGAUUCAAUGGGAGCUUGCCGGCCGAUCUCUGUAAUACGACAAGGUUGCAGUUCCUUCUGCUUGGUCAGAACUCGAUCAGUGGGGAGAUACCGAAGGAGAUUGGUAACUGUGUGAGGCUGCUUGAGCUUCAAUUGGGUAGCAACUAUCUUACCGGAGAUAUCCCUCCAGAGAUCGGUAAGAUUAAGAACUUGCAAAUAGCUUUGAAUCUCAGCUUCAAUCAUCUCCGAGGCGUGUUGCCUAGAGAGUUGGGGAAGCUCGAUAAGCUCGUCUCACUUGAUGUCUCAAACAAUCAACUCUCUGGAAGUAUUCCGCUUGAACUCAAAGGAAUGCAGAGUUUGAUUGAAGUUAACUUCUCAAAUAAUGAGCUAAGUGGACAAGUGCCGAUCUUUGCUCCGUUUCAGAAGAGCACUCUUUCAAGCUUCUCAGGCAAUGAAGGGCUUUGUGGUGAUCCAGUGAAUGUUACUUGUAAUACUUACUAUGAGCUCAACCAUCACAAAGUAUCAUACAAGAUAAUUUUGACUGUUGUUGGUUCUGGCCUGACUGUCUUUGCAACAGUAUCAGUAAUAGUUGCGCUGUUUAUGUUGAAAGAGAAGCAAGAAAUGGCUAUGAAGGCAAAAAUGGCGGGCGGGGAUGCACUUGUGACACCGCCACCGGUAGUAGCUGCAAAUGUCUUUGUUGAAAGCAUGAAACAGGCAGUGGAUUUCGACAGUGUCGUGAAGACAACGUUGAAUGAUUCAAACAAGAUGAGCAAUGGAACAUUCAGCAUAGUCUACAAAGUGAUCAUGCCAUCGGGACUUGUUUUAUCGGUGAAGAAGCUAAAAUCAGUGGAGCGAACUGUUGUUCAUCACCAGAACAAGAUGAUAAGGGAGCUUGAAAGACUGGGAAACAUCAACCACAUCAAUCUGAUGAAACCUAUCGGUUAUGUUAUAUAUGACGAUGUUGCUCUCUUGCUUCACCAUCACAUGCCGAACGGAACACUAGCUGAACUUAUUCAUAACACUGAUAAAUCAGAAAGCGAACCAGAUUGGCCCCGAAGACUAUCAAUUGCGAUCGGAGUUGCUGAAGGAUUGACUUUCCUUCAUCAUGUAGCAACUAUUCACUUAGAUAUCUCUUCGUCUAACAUAUUCCUCGACGCCCAUUACAAUGCUUUGGUCGGAGAAGUAGAGAUCUCAAAGCUCUUGGACCCAUCCAAAGGAACAGCUAGCAUCAGUGCGGUUGCAGGAUCAUUCGGUUACAUCCCUCCGGAAUAUGCUUAUACAAUGCAAGUUACAGCACCUGGAAAUGUAUAUAGUUUUGGAGUGGUGUUACUUGAGAUCCUCACAAGUAGAUUACCAGUUGAUGAAGUGUUCGGCGAAGGGAUUGAUCUGGUGAAAUGGGUUCACAGUGCACCAAUUCGAGGAGAAACUCCGGAGCAGAUAAUGGAUGCGAGGCUAAGUACUGUGUCGUUUGCAUGGCGGAAACAGAUGCUUGCAGCUCUGAAGGUAGCCAUGCUCUGCACCGAUUCCACUCCGGCCAAACGACCUAAGAUGAAGAAAGUAGUCGAAAUGCUUCUCGAAGUAAAGCAGACUUGACAACCGUAUGAAUAAUUGGGAUUUCGUCUUUCUUUCUAUGAUUUGGAGAGCAUGAAUCAAUGGAGUUGAAACAGGCGUUGUUGGUUUGUUCCUAUAGCAUGAUAAUUCAUAACUGAGUGAGCAUCUGAAGCUGCAUGAAACUCAAAACAUGGUACACAGGCUUCAAACAGAGCCAUCUUUACCAGUUCUCUUGUAAUUUUGAGAGAUAUGAAAGAAGAAAAGAGUACUCUUAUAUU
Dioscorea cayenensis subsp. rotundata (Guinea yam) is the source of this 3213-nucleotide messenger RNA. Its product is annotated as leucine-rich repeat receptor-like tyrosine-protein kinase PXC3. Gene Ontology annotation, biological process: protein phosphorylation; hormone-mediated signaling pathway. Gene Ontology annotation, molecular function: ATP binding; protein binding; protein kinase activity. NCBI's taxonomy places the organism in Eukaryota, Viridiplantae, Streptophyta, Magnoliopsida, Dioscoreales, Dioscoreaceae. The record is from RefSeq and is a predicted model, not a curated record. Gene Ontology annotation, cellular component: plasma membrane.